Messenger RNA from Engraulis encrasicolus (European anchovy), 1684 nucleotides. Its product is annotated as membrane-spanning 4-domains subfamily A member 8-like. Bases 180 to 1001 code for a protein of 273 amino acids. NCBI's taxonomy places the organism in Eukaryota, Metazoa, Chordata, Actinopteri, Clupeiformes, Engraulidae. The transcript is spliced from 9 exons. The record is from RefSeq and is a predicted model, not a curated record. Gene Ontology annotation, cellular component: membrane.
CUAGGUAUUGAAAGAGCUCAAAGUCCAGUGGUGCGGUUAUAUAUUGUCAAAGUGCGGAAGGACCAACACAUAACAGACGAACCAAGAAUACAAGCGGCCAAACACAGAGCUCUUAGCCAAAACCACUUUCAUAUCAUUAGUAUAUUUUACAAAAGAGGCAAAAAGCUGUGGAGUUGAGGAUGUCCAGCAGCAACAGGAGUGCUCCAGUUCCGCUUGGCAACGGCGUUGUGGUGGUGACACACGUGUACCGAGAGCCAGACGCCCAGGGGAGAGAGCAGCAGCUGUAUGAGGAGCCUUCUCCAGCACCGGGCCCACACUCUUGGCAGCAAAAUGGGCUGCUCAGAACGGCACCGUCACAGAAUGGCAGGUUUACAAGCAAACUGAGUCUGAUAGAGACUUUCGUCAAGAGGGAGCAGACUACACUGGGGACUGUUCAGGCACUGAUUGGCCUAAUCACCAUCAUGUUUGGUAUCGUUACCAUCAUUAAACCCACUGCGACAUCAGCAAAGUCUGGGGUCAUGUUCUGGGGUUCUGUCUGGUAUGUCAUCGCAGGAGCGUACACAGUUGCCGGCAUUAGGUGCCCCUCGAGUAUGGAUAAUCGCACCUUGACUGUGAGACAUUUGGGGGUUGUGAACACACUAAGCGCCCUGUGCGCAUGUAUAGCCUUUAUCCUGUUCUGUGUGGACUUGGGCUCCUAUGAAUACGGGUACAUCGACGACAUGGUCCUAUUCAAAGGCAUUUUUGGUGUUAUGUUAGUCCUCGCACUUGUGGAGUUCAUGAUCUCAGUGGCUCUUGCAUUUUUUGCCCACAUUGCCCCCUCUACCUCUACCCCUGAGGUGUUGAACAACAUUUCAAGUCAAGAGGCGAAGCCCUUCCCCCCCUCAUACACAAUGGCCACCACAGUGAACACCUCUGAGACCAGAUUUUCCCCAUCUUCCGUGGCUCCCCCCUCAACUGUUAGCAGCGUUGACAAGUCUGAAGAUCUCCCCUUUCCAAUUUGAAGAUUGAGCGUGCAACACCUUUAGGUGCUCAUGAAAUGUGUAGGCAUAUGAUUGCUUGUUUACAAAUUAUUUCAAUUAAUAUUUGCCACUGCUAUAUCAACUCUUUAAAUUGGCUUUCAAUAUUACAUGAAUGGAGGGGUUUAAUUUCCCUUUAAUCUAAUGCUAUCUUAACUACCAACUAUAUAAGCCUAUGUUAAUCAAGAAUGUACAGUUGAAAAAAAACAAACACCUGCUACACAGUAAAAUAACAAUGUUCAUUGAACACAUACUCUGGGAGCAAAUACACUUGUAGAAGGUGUUGAUUUGACUCUCCAGGUGCUGAAUUACACAACAUAACACGUUACAUAACACAACAUGUUUACUGUGCAUUAAAUGAUAUUGAUGAAAGGAUGAAACUUAAAAGAGCAAAAAGUGUGUGGUCACUUCCUGUUUCUGAAUAAGGAAUGGGGUAUAUACUGUAUUGCCCUUUGGAGCUACUGUAUAGAUGGGUUUUCUUUUUUGUUUAUAAACACGGUGUGAGGAGGGACAAGACACUGACAGCCAACCAUGUGAGCUAAGAGUAAGCCAGGGUCGCCCAGCCAGGGGAGAAGAAAAAAGUAGAACCCAUGUAUAAGCGGCUUCCCACCUUGUGUAUGUAUGCAGUGGGUUCCCACCAUUUGUGUGUGUGUGUGUGUGUGUGUGUG